GCUCUUAUAUAUAAAACGUAACGGAUAUCUUUAAUUUAUGGUUGAUAUAUAUACAAGUCGACAACUAUGGUGACAAAUAUUUCCUUAGUAUCAAGGCUACAAUAAAAAUAAACAAAAUUUUUAAAAUUCUGUACUUUCAGUCUGGUUUAUUAUCUGUUUCAUAUGCAAGUUACAAGGCAUUUUAAUCGGAUUCUAUUUUUAUAGCAGUGUUUAUUUUCCGUCGACGUUAUUAAGUAGGUGUAGGUAGAUCAAAUUAAAUUUUUUACAUUAACAUUGUGGUACACUAGUGGUGUUUCAACUUUGAAGUCAAAAGUUGUAAAUUUCUUUUAUUCUAUUUGUGAGUGUUUCUAUAGUUUAUGCAUAAAUCGUUUUAUCUAAAUUUAUAAGGAAUUUACAAACAGUGCAUUUCUGGAUUAAUAUUUAUCACAGAUGAUUCUUAGAACUUUGUUAACAAUCUUCCUUUGUACAUUACCAACAUGGAGUCGAUUACCUGAAGAAUUGCGAGAGGUUAGAGAAGAUGACAGCAGAUGUUACCAACAGUGUUUUUAUCAACCGGAGGAUUCAUGUCCAAGUCCUGACGAUCCAUGUAGAUGUCGUCAAUUGUCUACAUGUAAAAAAGCCGUAAUCUGUUGUGAUGUGAAUGACGAAACGUUGAAAGAUCAGUUAAGGUGUAGAAAUCUUGUUCCAAAUGAAAUAGAAGCUCUGCAUAUCAGAAACGCUACUUUAGAAGUUUUAAAUCUCACACUGGCCGAAUGGAAGCAUUUACGAUCUAUGGCUAUAACUGAUGGAAAAAUAAAAACUGUAAGUGGAGCUUUUUCCAAAAUGACGGCAGUCUCCUGUUUGAAUUUAUCAUCGAAUGGUAUCACAGAGUUUCAAAAGCGGUCGCUUUGUAAUCUAUUUAGUUUGAGUUUUCUGGAUCUGUCUCACAACAAUUUAACAGAAGUUCCUAAUUUUAAAUUAGAAGGCCAUAUAACAUUAGAUAUUGUCGGAAAUCCUAUGAUAUUGUGCCAGAGCGUGAAAGAUACGUUUAAAAGGGCAAAUAUAUCAUUCAAUAACGAAAAUAAUACGUAUUGUGCCUCACAAACUAAUUACGAUUGGUUUACUUCCAAGUAUAAUGUACUAGUUUCAGAAUUAAGAAGAAUUUACGAGUUAGAAGACAAUUGUGUUCCGAAUUGUACCUGUAACAUACAAAGUCUGAAUUUUGGGGAAGGUAUGCCCAGAGUUUUCACAGUUGAUGUAAAUUGCUCAGAAAUGAAUUUGCUCACAUUACCAAAACGUUUGCCGCCCUACACAGUGAAAUUAGAUGUUUCUAAUAAUAACAUAACAUCCCUGAAAGAGUUAAGUGAUUCCUCUUAUAAUUUCUUGAAGGAGUUCAAUGCUGAUAAUAAUCAAAUAGAAUCACUAAAACUUUUGGAAGCCACUGGAUUCAGAUAUACCUUAGAAGUAUUGAGUUUAAGAAACAACAAAAUCAAAUAUAUUGAUCCAUACUUGGUAGAAGUUUAUUGUCGUACUUCAAAAUAUAUGCGUCAAUUCAAUUUAGGAUUGAAUAAAUUGAGUUGUGACUGCGCUACUAUAACAGAUUUCAAGAUGUGGUUGGAGACCAAAAUUAGUUUGAUUGUAGAUUACAAGGAGAUUAAAUGUGAAGAUACUGACAUCAGCAUCAUAGAUUUAGAUCCAUCGAAGUAUUGUCAUAGCUCAGAAGAUUGGACUAUUUAUAUUUAUUGGAUAAUAGCCGUCGAAGUGUUUUUGUUAAUUAGUCUUGUUGCUAAAGUAACCUACGAUUAUUGGGUAUUUAAAACAGCUGGUUAUUUGCCUUGGCCAGCUAGCAAAAUGCCAAAAUUGCCUUGUGAUUGGCUAUGUGAGUGAAAUUUUAUGUGAAUAAUUUUUUGAAACGGUUGUGAGUUGUGAUAUUUAUAUUAUGAUGAAAAUGUAAGUACAAGAAGCCUUAUAUGGUUUGGAAAAUGUUAUUGCAAAAGAACUGAUAGGAUUGGUAAAAAGUUCCAUAUAUUUAACCAUAAACAUUUUUUUCAAAUACCUACUCUUGAAAUAAUAUUAUAAAUGCUUAUAUAUGUGCCUUCUGUUGACAACUAAAUUUCAUAUUCAUACCGAACACACUUUUUAGUACCACUACUUAUACAAUUAUACUGUCUGUGUUUUUCGAAAAUCGAGUUAUCGUCUUCAGAAACCAAACGUAAAAUUUUUAAUCAUUUUACUUAUGACAGUGCCUGUCGGUUGUCGAUAUUGGCUAACCUACUUUAUUUACAGUGACACAAAAUGGUAUUGAAACUUCUUCUUAUUCCCUUUACCUUUACGAAUGAAGACUUGGGUCCAUAAAAGCUCAGCUGUUUCUAGUUUAUUUUGUUCAUUAUUUAAGUCUUUGUUCUUUACCUUGUCCUACUUAGUUUCUCGCUAUAUUUUUCUUAAGUGUUUCAUAUCUAUUGUUCUAGUUUUAUCUUUCUUCUUCAUUGUCCGUUUUUCUGCUGUGUUAAUGCCAACUCAUAAAUUUGUAAGUCGUGGAAUUCUUAUUCCAACACUUCCGAUUCAGGUUAAUUUAAAAGAAAACUUGAUUUAUCCAUUAUUUGCAUCUCUGAUCCUAGAAGUUUAUGUGUUCCAAAAAGAACAAGUAGUUCUUGUCAACAAUUCAAUAUAGAGAUUAUUUGAAAAAAUCGGAUACUUCAAAUUCCAUAUAUUUUUCUACAGAGAAUUUGUAAAUAUAUUGAAAAUUUGACUUGAACUUUGUAUAUCAAGUUAAUAGAUUAAAUGUUUUCAAAUAUUCUCUAUUUAAUACAAACAGGAUGUCAAUUUAUAUAAAGAAGUAAUAACUACAUAAAGCUUUUAUCAAACUAUUUGUAUAAGAGUCAUUUGUAACAAAAACAAGAAUUUAUUUAUUAUUUAUAUUGUAUUUAAGAGGCUUUUGAACAAGUUAAUGAUUGUUUUUUUCUUCCAAACACACUUUUGUCUGCAAGAGUCUUAAAAUUUCAAUUAUUUCAUAUACAUUAUGUUCUUGAAUUGUCACUUGAUUAUGAAGAACCUGUAUCAGAUGACCAUUGAUAUAAUUAUCUUUGUUAAACAUUUUCUCCAAUAUUUAUUGCAAUUUGUUCAGAACAAUUAUUAUUUUUUCGUUUUUAAUUUGUUGUGUCAACAGUAUUUGAUCACUUUUUCAUGUUAAGAAACAAAUUAACUCUCAAUUCAAUCACUUAUCGAUUCUCUAUGUAUUUAAAAUGACUUUCUCUCUAUAACCAGACAAAAUACAAAAACUUUAUAUCAAACGAUUAAUAGAACUUUACAAAAAAUUUAAUUCACUAAUUCUUAACACUUUUUUGUUUUAGUAAUAAUAAUAAAUGUUGAGCAUUACCAUUUUUCAAAUGUUCAAAGUAUGUACAUCUAUUUUUAUAUUUUAAAAUAAUUUUUUUUUCAACUGGACAUCUAAUUUUAUUAAGCAAAAAUUAAAUAUCAAUAAUCCACCAGCUUAUAGUUUGAUGAAAGUAGCAUGUAUUUGUUGCUUUUCAUUAUAUAAUGUAAUUUAUAAUAUACCUUUAUGUGAUUUAUAUAAAAAAAACAACGCUUCCUUAUAUAUACAACGAUAAAAAUGUUUAGUUUUAUAUAAAGUAUUUAUUUUGUACUACUUUAAUUCGGUAAGAAUUACCACCAAUAAAAUUGUUCUAAAAUUAGAAUCCAUAUCCAAGUUUAAGCGCAUAAUUUGGAUAAAUAAUUUUGUAGAAUUUAGUUACUAGUUAGAACGUUUUACGACGUUGUCCAAUUCCCAUUUGCCAUUGUUUUCUAUUGUUGCAGUCUUCCUCUUUUAGUUCUCGCUCGCUUAUUGAUCGUUUUAUUCCUUAUAUCCAUGUUCUCUUGGGCUUCCUCUAUUUCAGUUUUGUGGUGGUAUCCCUCAUCCCCAAUUGCUUUCUUUCUAUACACGUUGUAACUGUCGCUUUUGCACCCAUCUCGAUGUUCUAGAUGCCCUUCUCAUCGCGUCUCAUUUUAUAGCUUCUAGUUUCCUUUUCAUUUGUUCUUUUUCUUGUUUACGCCUAAAUAUCUAUAACUAUAACAUUUUUUUAUUGUUUCUUUAUAUUCCCGAUCAAGAUCCCCGGUCUCUUCGCCAAUGCAGAACUUGUUAAUUAAAUUGAAUAUCUUAGAAUGAAGGACACAACAUAUUUUCAUAUUUAACCAAUGAUUUGAUCUGUGGCAUCUAAUUCAAUCUAUUUAUUACAAGAAUAUAUUUUAAAUCUUGAUGUUAAUGCAAAUUCAAUAUUCACACGUACCGGGUGAAUAAGUUUUCACAUACUGCACAAUUCAAGAGCUAGUUGCCUCAUGUCUAGUUAAGUCUGUAUUAACACUCACAUUAUCUAACGCCUAUUUCAAUAACUAAGUGAUACACUGAAGAUGAUAACUUAGUUAUUGAAACGCGGAUCAGACAAUAUAAUCGUGACUGUGUAAUUGUAAGAAACAGUGUUCAUAUAAAUAGGUGGACAAUGUGAAUUUCUCAUAGUUAAUACACUGGAUAUUGUUUAACAUUUUUAUGAAUAUUUUUUCUACAUUAAGGAGGGAAUGACUUUCAAUAAAUUUAUUGGUGGAAAUAUUUUAAAAAUUAUACAGCAUAUUGUUGUUACCUUACUGUUAACAAUUAAGACCCAAAUACAAUAAGGUAUUGGUUGAAAUUAAAUUGUUAUUUUGCUCAGUUGUUAAUUUUGAUAAUUGUGAUGUCUAUCAUAGCUGUACUGGAAAAAAAUUAAUAUAUAUAAUAAUUAAAAUAAUUUUAAGUUAUUUAUGUAUCUGUUUCUUGUAUCAUUGGAUUGAUUUAUUAAUCAAAUAUUUAUGGUAUGGCAAUUCGAAGAUUGGUGAAAUUACAAUUAUUUCAACAGUUUUAACAAAUAAAAAUAAUAUUAAUUAUUAAAAGAUGAUUAAUAUAUUUUUCUUGAUAAUUAUUUUUAAUUUUAAUUUUUUUUAUCAAAAUAAAGAUUGAUCCAGAAAAAAAUAAAAAGGCUAAGUAAAAAAUUUAAAAAAAGUUGAUAUAUUCCAUAUUAUUUUUGACUGCAUUUUCAUUGUGUUCAUUUUAAUAUAAUAUUUAGUAUUAAUCAUUUUGUAACUGGAUUUCUCUCCAAAAUUUACAAAGACAAUCUCAUUUUUUCUCGUUCAUCUUUUCUGUAUAAACCAAUAUUAACCUUGCUCCUACAGGAGUUGUGUAACUUUGCUAUGCCAAUGAUUUCUUUUAAAUUGAAUUUAUUUUCUUGCGAGGGUGUUGCAAAAUUCUUCUGACUUUUAGCUAUCCCAUAAUAAAUUUUUACCCUUAGAUAUGUCGCUGCUAAAAUGUGGUCAACAAGGAUGUCUAAAGGUCAAGAUUUCAGCAUGUUAAUGUCCUAUAACGCAACACUUACAAUUAGGCAGCCUCAUUUGGUAAACUUGAGUUUUUGCAACCCCAAUAGUAUUUAUACAUUCGACUGGCACUACAUAAUGAUUUUGUACAAGAAAAACAGUAUGGAAAUAUAUUUGUUUAAAUGGUUUAUGCCAGAUAUGUUUUUUAAAAAAGGGAUUUGCUCAGUACUUUAUUUAUCAUUUAAUAGUCUGCAGGUUGUGCUAAACAAUUAUGUAUAUAAAUCAUACCUACAAUUAUUUAUGGGAUUAAUAAAAAAAUAC
Diorhabda sublineata is the source of this 5634-nucleotide messenger RNA. RefSeq names its product protein halfway (gene hfw). Bases 430 to 1866 code for a protein of 478 amino acids. The record is from RefSeq and is a predicted model, not a curated record. The transcript is spliced from 8 exons. NCBI's taxonomy places the organism in Eukaryota, Metazoa, Arthropoda, Insecta, Coleoptera, Chrysomelidae. Gene Ontology annotation, molecular function: protein binding.